UGGUCCGGCUGAGCAUGGCCGCGGGAUCCGGAGAGCACAGUUAUUACAUUACCAGAGUGACAACGAAGACGUCUCCCAGCCACGUCGUUUGUCUGCGUUGCCCGGACUAUCUCCCUGGACGCUCGUGCUCGAACCUUCCUCCGCGGUGGUCUGGAUCUUGAGGAGGGCGAACCGGGUCGGACAGAAAUGCUCAGAUUUGUGGAUUCCUCCGCGUAGCUGCCACGGACACCGUCGGGGAUCUUCUCUCGGGUUGAGCGGUGAAGCGCGCGCGCUGCCAUCAGUAUGAACCAAAGCCGAAAAGCUUCCGAAACCAACCGCUGCUGAGGCGCUGACUGUGUUCGACGCCAGAGGAACUUUGUGUGACUUUUCAGCUCGAAGCGAGGCAGCGUUUUUUUGGCGACCCAGAACUUGAGCGGACUUCAGUCAGGAGUUUGAAGAACUCAAGACACAAGCUGCAGAUGGAAACGAUCGUCCUCCUCGUCCUCAUCACCGGGGCGUGUGUCUACGGCCAGGACCCGGCGUCAAAGUUGGUCUCCGACCGCCACGCGGUUUUCUGGAAUCGAACCAACCCCAAGUUCUACCGCGGUGACUACCACAUCGACGUCUGCAUCAAUGACUACCUGGACGUCUACUGUCCUCACUACAUGAACCCCAUGUCCGACGACAGGGCGGAGCGCUACGUCCUCUACAUGGUGAAUUAUGACGGCUACAGCUCAUGCGACCACACCGCCAAGGGCUUCAAGCGUUGGGACUGCAACAGCCCUCUGUCGCCCAAUGGACCGCUGAAGUUUUCGGAGAAGUUCCAGCUCUUCACGCCAUUCUCUUUGGGUUUUGAGUUCCGCCCAGGCAGAGAGUACUACUACAUCUCCUCCCUGACCGACUCGAAGGGAAGAAGGAGCUGCCUCCGACUCAAAGUCUUCGUCCGGCCUCAAAACAACUGUGUGAGGAAUUCUGGCAGCGUGCAGGAGGGAGUCGACUUCAACGACAACUCACACAACUCUCUAGAACCCAGAGACGACAGCAGUCACGAGUCGCCCAAACCUCGCCGUCGGGACGCAAACUCAGCCGUCCAGCGACAAACUUCACUCCCUCUGCUGAGCGCCGCGCUGCUGCUGGCCUCCGCCGUGUCUUUAUAGCGUCUUUGAGGCGUCCGCCUCGAAUGCACUGUCCUGACUGGACCACGGGCCGCCCUGCUCUGCAACCCCUCCCGCCAAGGAGCACUUUAAAAGAAAAAGAUAACCACUGACAAUCUCUUUGAAUGAAAAAAAGAAGAUGUGAGAGGAAGAGACUCGGACACUCGAAGCCUUCGACAUCGCUGAGUUACACGCCUUUUACUGAGACUCGAGACGAUAAGGCGCUCGCUCGGACUUUCUACUGUUGACAGAACGCUAAGUGUGUAUAAGCACACAGAUUCACACAACACACACACACACACACACUCCAGUCAGUCUGCUCUUGUGUUUAAAGAGUGAAGAAGGAUUCGUCAAAGUUUACAACAUGCUCUUCUGUUCACGUUUCCUCCAUCAACAUCCACAUCAGUACCAAGAAGAUCGUUGGAUUACUCAUCUCACAUGGGCCAAACAUAAAAGGAGUUGUUGCUAGGAGACAGUUGCCGGGGCCACGGGGGCAGGCCUUUCGCAAUACAACCUUCUUCUCAGGUUAAAAUAGAGUUGCAUGUAUUAUCUGCGGAAGACGCUCAUUGAGAAGUAAACAAAAAAAAAGGCACUGAUCCGUUAGUUCUGGUUAGAAGUGAGUGAGUUUGUCUUUAAUAAAACACCGUUGUAGCAGCCGACAUGACAUGGGUGUACAGUAUUUACGUAGAUAUUUCUCCUAUUUAUUGUGAUGUUUCUUCGGUUCUCUCUCUUCUGGUUUGUAAGUACAAUAGCUAAGCAGGAAAAAAAAGACAAAAAAACAUCUGGUACAAUCAAGACAUACACGGUUCUUCAGUUGAAACUAAGUGGUUUUUAAUUAUGUUAACAAGAAAGAAAAGUCUGAUGUGAUGUCAGGGUGUAGAAAUCAUAGCUCAUGUGUGUUUGUCUUUAACGAAUGCCACAAGCGUAGAUGUAGUCCGCUAUUGCUUUUGUGAAUCACUGUCAUGGUAACACAUAUUGUAUAUAGAUGAAAUGUUUAUUCAGGGAUGUGUCCACUUUCAAACCCUUCUUGUUUUUAUUUUUUCUUGAAGUCCAGCAGCUCACGGUUUGGUGAAGUCUGGCCUCAGAUGUCCCGCGGUUAGAACCCAAAACUGGUGCAGCGGGGACGUGAUGGAACAAGAGACUGGGGCACCUUUUAUAGUUUUUGGGGAAUGGGUUGAUACUGAGUGAGUUUUCUUCAAACGUCUGCACCAUGUAUUUGCAUCACUGUGUCACACUUUUCUUGGAAGGCAUUUGAGUGUAAAUGUGAACGAGUGUCAGAGUUUGCCGCCUGAUGACUCUGGGUGUGAGAGAGCCUGCUGGAUUAACAUUUUCAUCUCAGUUAAGUGAAGACAAAUGACUUCUGGAUCCCAACAACCUGUCCAUGCUUGGAUCAUAUUCGCCUUUUUGCCGGGAAUUGACAGCCGUUCAGAGUCAUCACCCUGAGUGUGAGUGUCUCCUGUGUCGUGUUGGAGAUUCAGCAAUGGAUUAUGAGUGGAAUAACUAUCAUUUUAACACCGGCAUCAUCAUGAGCGUUCUUGCUAUAGUUGACCAGCAGUGGGAGCCGGCUCUUUCUCACCUAUAUUAAUCGAUCAGACUGUAGCAUCACUUCCUGGUAAAUCGUCACCUGCCCGUCACUUGAGCAUCUGCAUGUCACUGUGUUGUGAAUUUUCACUCAUCUUUUUAUGAGCACAUGAAUCAAAAAUCCCCGAAUAAUCUGAGCAGCUCGCGGCACUCGCACUGCUAGUCUGGUACUAAAAUGUCCGUUUCACCCAGUUUAUAGAAACAAAGCGCCACAGUGAUGGAUGUCAACAGAUCAGUUACGUUUUAUAAUUUACAUUUUCUUGAAAGCUUCUGUGGAAGGAUUCAACGCCAUCGACGACUUUAGCCCACCGAUUAGAUGCGUGGAUACCGUGUAUCCAAAGAUGCUCACACAGAUCAUUUCUCUUGAGAAAAAAAGGCCAUUGUUUGAUAUUUACAAAAAUGCUUCUGCUUCUUUUGUACUGUACACUUUUCUAUAACUCCGCAUAGACUCCGUCGCCACUUUUAUUCCAGUUAUCUUCUCUGUCCAAAUGUUCAAACUUAGUAACAUCACAUCCAGCUUCUAAGCUGAAGAGGCAGUGGACUCAAGUCGGUGCAGAAGCUUGAAACAACAGGAGGUAGUUCUCGUGCAGUUCAUAUUUACAGAAAAGUCUCGGCCGUUUCAUGCUGCCAGAAUCGAAACACCUUCUGUUUUGGUUUGUCUGCUUUUCACCCACUGGAGCGUCAACUGUUGUUGCUUUCAAGCUCGAUUCAGAAGCUGUACCUGUACCUUGUGCCUAAUGAUUCCCGUCUUCUGUUCCUGCUCAAUCCCACACAAGACUUUUCUACAAAGAUGCCAUUUUUUUGUAUAUACACGUGUUUGAGCAGCUAUAACUAAC
This is a messenger RNA of Synchiropus splendidus (mandarinfish), 3550 nucleotides long. Its product is annotated as ephrin-A5b-like. Gene Ontology annotation, cellular component: external side of plasma membrane; plasma membrane. The transcript has 5 exons. The coding region runs from base 459 to 1136 and encodes 225 amino acids. Gene Ontology annotation, biological process: regulation of actin cytoskeleton organization; ephrin receptor signaling pathway; regulation of cell-cell adhesion. Lineage: Eukaryota; Metazoa; Chordata; Actinopteri; Syngnathiformes; Callionymidae. Gene Ontology annotation, molecular function: ephrin receptor binding. The record is from RefSeq and is a predicted model, not a curated record.